CCCAGAUCAACAAACACCUUUACUCCCGGAACUAUUGACUCCGGCACCGGUCCAGAAUUUCACCUCCGAUAAACAAACCGGUGGCGCAAUACGCAGCCGGCCUACCGAUCAGCGAUCAAGGAUCUUCAAUCAUAUCGUGCGCCAGUAGGCUACAAUGGGAGAUAUGCUGAUAUGGCUACUCUUCUUCUUCAUAGUCGUAGCUAUACUUGUUAUGGUUAUUUUCCAGCUCAUCUCCUUAACUGAUCUAGAGUUUGACUAUAUCAAUCCUUACGAAACUGCAUCUCGUAUAAACAAAGUUGUUUUACCUGAGUUCAUCACGCAAGGAGUUCUGUGCUUCCUCUACCUGGUUACAGGGCAUUGGGCUAUGUCGCUUUACUGCGUUCCAUAUCUAUACUACAAUGUCAAUUUGUACAUGCAAAGACGGCACCUUAUAGAUGUUACUGAGAUUUUUAAUAUGCUCAGUUGGGAAAAGAAACAGAGGAUUUUCAAACUUGCCCACAUCAUAAUUCUUCUCGUCAUCUCAUUAUUUUGGGUGAUUUAUUCUGCCUUGGAGGAUGACGAGCUCGAUUUAUAGCUCCAAAUCCCCUCUUUCGACGAAGUAUUUAUCACCAUCAACUGUG
Solanum verrucosum is the source of this 620-nucleotide messenger RNA. RefSeq names its product protein cornichon homolog 4-like. The record is from RefSeq and is a predicted model, not a curated record. The transcript is spliced from 4 exons. Bases 155 to 574 code for a protein of 139 amino acids. NCBI's taxonomy places the organism in Eukaryota, Viridiplantae, Streptophyta, Magnoliopsida, Solanales, Solanaceae. Gene Ontology annotation, biological process: vesicle-mediated transport.